UCUACCAAAAAUGAUAUAAAUACGACAACAAUAAAAAUAGCAAUAUCAAUAACAAUAAUUGCCAAAUUUGAUAAGCACGCGCAUUCCGCUACUGAUAUGCCACAAAAUCGGCCACAAAUCAGGCCCAACAUGAACGCUGACCAUUUGCGCAAAUUUCUUAAAAUUUGGUUUAGUUCUUUGGCGGUAACGGUUCGUGGCGGAUGUGAAACCUACUAAAGAAUUCGCUUUUUCGUAUUUAAAUAAUUAAAAUAUAAAAUUUGGUAUAUGUAAAUAUGUGUGUUCUUAAUAUUUAAUGCAACAAACCAGAAAUGAAGACAGACUAAUAAGCCUGCAGUCCUUAGGAGCACCGGCCUUCGGGAUGAGCGUAACUCUGACGACGAGAAACUAUUUGGACUGUGUAACGCUUCCAAACCACAAAAAAAAUGGACAAACUCGUAAAAAUCAAAAAACAAUAGCAAAAAUGUGGAUUUCUGUAUGAAACAAGAAUUGCAAAAUACAAUCACAAAAAAAUUAAAACUUACAACGUUAAUAAAUCAAGCUAUAAAAGCGUUAAAAAAUCGAGCCAAAGACUAUAGUUUACUUAUCGGUCAAUAACUUGGCAAAAGCAAUAGAAAACUCAAUGCGUAAUAAACCUAAAACACUUUGGCCAAAAGCUAUCAAAGUGUUAAAACCAAAUAGCCUCUUUAUGCGUAUACCGCACAUGCCAUUUUUGUUCUCGGCUUAGUAAAAUACGCCAAAUUUAAUACACAUACACUGCAGUGCGAAAGGGAGGAAGAGGAGGCACCCACAUUUAUUAGGCGCUAAAAAUGAAUUUCGGACUGAAACUGGCGUUGUUAAUACUUGUAAUCCACUUCAAAUUACACGGACUACACGCGGCGACACUCAUCGAUCGCUUUAAAACGGCUAUCAAUGAUAUCAACAACAACAACAGCGAUAACAUAAACAGUAGUGCAUACAAAAGAAAUUAUGUAGCGUUCGAUAGCAGCUUUAAUGAAGUGUAUAAUAAUAGCAACAAAAAAAUAAUUGAUAACAUUAGUUCAACGUCAGCUGUAAAAACUAUAACAAAUACGACCACAAAUAAAAAUAAAACACAUGAUUGGCAAAUAAACAAUAAACAUUUGCUGCCAUUUCUCACAAACAGUAGCCGAAAUGAUAAUGAUUUUGUUGGUGGCACAGCUGAUAAUGCCAGUUCGUUAAUCAAUCAGACUGAACCGCUUUAUGAUAGUGAUGGGAAAGUUAUCAAUGGCAACAGCAGUGCAAACAACUUUCUCAGCAUUGAUAAAAUUUUAAGCGACGAUAGCGAUACAAAAAAUAUCAGCCAUAGCAGCCAUAACAGCCAUAACAACAACAGCAGCAGUAAAGACAUUGAGGGCUCUAACAUCAACGAUAAGCUCAAUACGUUAUGGCAAUUUAUUUCUACCGAUCAACAGCUGAGUAAGCAGUCAACGAAUGUUACCAAAUCUCUAGAAUCAUCUCAGUUUAAAAGUGAGGAGGCUCCGGCAUACUACCAAUACAAUUUCACCCAAAAUGGCGGGAACCAAGAUGCUGCUGCGGGUAAACCUCCGAAUAAUGUCACAAAGGGUGUCAAAGAAAGUCAACAAACGAACUCGAGCGAGCAGAUAAUUCCACUUGAUUCCGAAGAGCAGCAUACUGGCAAAGUAAUUGAACCCAAAACUGCAGUGGAUGACUCAGUGCCGCUGGAGCAAAUUGAAUGGGAGCUACAAAGUUUACGCGGUAAUUGGAACGAUCUUAUUAAUUCCUAUGAAGUAAAUAAAAUUAUGCAGAAAUAUAGAAGCGAGUUGAAUAAUUCUUGCAUAAUGGAUAGCAUAAAGAGUUCAAUUAUGUGGUGGGUCUACAGCAAUGGUACUCUGAACCAUGAAUCGUGCAAUAAUAAAAAUGGUGAAAUCUUUCCAGCGGUCAAAAUCUACUUGGAUUUCUCUUACAAGCACAUUGACGAUGACGAUACGCUCUACAACAAAACUUUGGAAAAUGAAACCCGUAUGGGCCACAGUGUUGUUAUUUUCUCAGCAGCACACAAUAAUCUAACACAAGUACCUUUUCGAACACUAACAACCAUGAAUACAACUUUGAAGUACUUGACGUUGAAAGGUAACUCUUUCUCGUCUUACAACGAGGAGGAACAAAACGAAGCCAUCAAACUUCUAAGUCAAACACUGCUACACAAUAACAACACGUCAAAUGACACUACACAAGUAUUUGCUGGUAGCGAGACGAAUAUAACUGGGCAAAGAACUCUAACAUAUCAGGAUUUUAUAAAACGAAAAGAGUUAGAGAUGCUUAAUAGAAAGGACGAAGGUAUUUCGUGGGCUACCUUUCCGCAGAUCCCUUACUUGCUUGAAUUGGACAUCGGCAACUGCAACAUACAGUUGAUUGCAGGUGAAGUAUUCCAGAACAUCACCGGGCUCCGCAAGCUUUUCAUGCCGCACAAUAAAAUGCUCGACAUUCCAUCUGACACCUUUCAACUGCUACCCCAUCUGGAGUAUCUUGAUUUAUCCUUCACUAAUUUAUUGGAAAUCGACUAUAGGACAACACAUCCCACACUCAAUGCUGUGUGGCAUCUCGUUUAUGGUGUUAAAAUACAUAAAGACACUUUCAAGAAUCUAAAUAAUCUCGCGUAUCUCGAUUUGUCGCAUACGAAGGUAACACGCAACAGCGCCAUGGCAUUUACGUAUCUCGGCCAGAGUCUGAAAUUCAUGAGUUUAUGUUAUACAUCCUUUCCCAUGGUUGGCAAUGCGUUUUUCAAAAAUACCGGUCUUGUGGGUCUUGACCUAUCCGGUAAUCCCUAUGCGGCGUUCAAUUUCAUCGAUGAUGCCUUUGAAGGUAUUGCGGAUAGCUUGGAAUAUUUAUUCUUUGAGCAAUCAAAUUUAAAAGACUUGGAUUGGUUGAGGCCCAUGGAAAAGUUGUGUAUUCUUGAUUUGGCCGGCAAUAACAUCAAUUCGUUAUCAGCCGAUGAUUUUGCAGCGCUGGAAAAUUUGCAUGCGCUCGAUCUGAGCUCAAAUAACAUUGGCAACUGGUACAAUCAGGUAUUUGCUAACAACACCGAUCUCCGUUUGCUAAAUCUACACAACAACAAUAUCAACCAGAUCAAUUAUGAAAUGUUUAAGGACUUCAAGCACCUUGACUACCUCAGCCUAGGCGAAAAUAAUUUCUUAUGCGAUUGCCUGCUGCAUGAUUUAGUAGCAGUUGCUGAGAUCAACAACAAGAAGGCUGAAUGUGCGCGCGCUUUACUUAAGGAAAAAGAAAAAUUUCCAAUUAACGACACGCAAUUUGGAUCAAUGAUACCAUCAAUCCUAAUGCAGCAAUAUACCAAGAAUUUAGAAAAAAGCUCUGCAAAUAUACGCAAAUACAAAAUGGGUCGACGUACAACGCCAAGUGUGCGCGCUCUAGGGCGUAAGACUUAUUCAAUCCUCCGCUCAAAUGCUCAAGAAAUGGACGAAUGCGACAUGAUAUGGUCAAAUUCUUACGGGAGUGGGCAAAUAAAUGACUCAAUGUUUGAAUUCCAAUUAAUUGACUAUGCAGAGGAUCAAUAUUGGUGCUUUAAUGGCACCACUCGUACGCAAUUAAUGCAACUCAAUUGUCAGUCUGCGCUAAUUGGCGGCAUAGCAGGCGAUAUAAAUAAAUUAACACAAAUUCUUAUUGGUAUCAUUUGUACGCUGUUGGGCGUAACCUUGCUGAUCGUGAUUGUAUAUCUUAAGCGCUGGCACAUAUACUACUACUAUUCAUCGUUGAAAUCGGCAGCGCUGUUAUCUGUGGCUACCAAGAAACAGGUAAAACAAUUUAACGAAUUGGCCGAAAGCGACCCCAACAUGGUAUAUGACAUUUUCAUUAGUUACUGUGAGAGCGAUCGCGAUUGGGUGCUGGAAGAAUUGCUACCGAACGUAGAGGAGGCGGGUAAUAUAUCGAUAUGUUUGCACGAACGUGAUUUUCAGAUCGGAGUCGCCAUACUCGAAAACAUCAUAUCCUGUAUGGAUCGCUCGCGUGCUCUAAUGCUAAUUAUAUCCUCAAAUUUUUUGCUCAGUCACUGGUGUCAAUUCGAAAUGCAUUUAGCACAACAUCGCAUUUUCGAGGUGAGCAAAGAACAUCUAAUAAUCGUCUUUCUCGAGGAUAUACCACGAGCCAAGCGUCCGAAGACACUACAAUACCUUAUGGAAGUGAAAACAUAUGUUAAAUGGCCCGGCGCCAAGGGUCAUGAAAUCAGUCCGGAACAGCGUAAAUAUUUUUGGAAACGUUUGAGGCACUCAUUGGAACCCAUUGGUACUUCCCAUGCAGAGUCGCUUAAAUAACUGGGAAUUGGAUUACAAAGCUGCUGAAACUGCCUGUUUAUUAAUAAAAUCAAUAAUAAAAAAUUUACUAAAAAAAGUUAAAUAAACUAGGGUUAGAAAACGGCUCAAUUAAUAAAAAGAUUAUCAUUGCAAAGCUAAACACUUGUACCUGAUAGCAGUUAUUUUUAU
Rhagoletis zephyria (snowberry fruit fly) is the source of this 4472-nucleotide messenger RNA. It is a transcript of the gene Toll-9, whose product is annotated as toll-like receptor 9. Gene Ontology annotation, biological process: inflammatory response; signal transduction. Gene Ontology annotation, molecular function: signaling receptor activity; protein binding. Gene Ontology annotation, cellular component: plasma membrane. The record is from RefSeq and is a predicted model, not a curated record. NCBI's taxonomy places the organism in Eukaryota, Metazoa, Arthropoda, Insecta, Diptera, Tephritidae.